Molecule: messenger RNA, 876 nt
Organism: Argentina anserina (silverweed cinquefoil)
Lineage: Eukaryota; Viridiplantae; Streptophyta; Magnoliopsida; Rosales; Rosaceae
Product: protein BOLA4, chloroplastic/mitochondrial
Biological process (GO): iron-sulfur cluster assembly
Cellular component (GO): chloroplast
Source: RefSeq, a predicted model, not a curated record
CUGAGACUUAUAAGAAGAGUUGGCUCUUCUUCUCGCUCUCAGCUCUCAUCCACUCUUCAUCUUCGCCCGCCGCCCAUCUCUAAACAGGGAAGAAUGGUGGCUGGGAUGGUAAUGGUGCGUCCAUAUGUGUCGGCCUCCUCUCUAAGUCGAGCUCUGACGUCAGCAGCAUCUGCCCUUAGUCGAGCUCUACCAACCUUAUUUGCUGAACCAAGGAAAAAUUGGUUGGUGUGUGAGACUCAGAGCAUGAAACUAUUAAAUGAUAGUGCAACUACCAACAAACACAGAAGCACAAGGAGACUGGUGUUUGGCAGUGGGAGGAGGUUCAGUACUCGAGCUACCCACAUCAGUGAUGCUGGAUCCAUUGGCUCCCCUCUCAUGCAGUCCAUGGAGAACAAGAUCAAGGAACAGCUGAAUGCAGAAUCUGUUAUUGUUAAAGAUGCUAAUGGGGAUGGUCGGCAUGUUAGCAUUGACAUUGUAUCUUCAUCCUUUGAGGGCCAAUCUGCUGUCAAUAGGCAGAGGAUGGUGUACAAAGCGAUAUGGGAGGAGCUUCAAAACACAGUGCAUGCAGUAGAUCAGAUGACUACUAAAACCCCGGAGGAAGCAGCUACACAAAAGUGAUACCAGUGUUAGUUGAAAAUUGGAGGUCACACUCGCCUGAUUUAUUCCCUCACUAAAUCUCCAUAAUUUAUGAUCCUUUUAUCUGUCGAUGAUUUUAAAUGAUCAUAAUAGCCACUAGGAACGGCAUGAGUAGGAGCAUUAUGAUCUCUUUGCUGUAUUCUUGUAAUCUUAGAUAUUUCUAUCUUCUUUUAUGUAGUUUUUCUUUCACCUUUUUAUGAUGAAUAAAUUACGUAUUGAGCUGAGGCUCUAUUCUUUUCA